Colossoma macropomum (tambaqui) is the source of this 6725-nucleotide messenger RNA. It is a transcript of the gene pisd, whose product is annotated as phosphatidylserine decarboxylase. The transcript is spliced from 8 exons. Gene Ontology annotation, biological process: phosphatidylethanolamine biosynthetic process. Gene Ontology annotation, cellular component: mitochondrion. NCBI's taxonomy places the organism in Eukaryota, Metazoa, Chordata, Actinopteri, Characiformes, Serrasalmidae. Gene Ontology annotation, molecular function: phosphatidylserine decarboxylase activity. The coding region runs from base 730 to 2025 and encodes 431 amino acids. The record is from RefSeq and is a predicted model, not a curated record.
CAGUUAUUGGCUUGACAGUGUUUACUCUUUAAUAAUUUAUCUAUUUUCCCUUCUGUCUUACAGAAUAUAUUUUAGCCAUGUGGCCCCAGUGAUUAAUUAUUCACUAUUCUUAUAAUCUAUGGGUAAGGUAUGGGUUACUGAAAAUCGACGGGGAGGCUCUUCUCCAAACUGAGGCUAAACAGGAAGUGAGACCAUUCACUCAUUGGUCAGACUAAUACAUGAUGAUGUCACCCUUAGAGACAGUUAAAGGGCGUUCACAUGUGUACAGAGCCACAGUGUACAAAAACUGACACACAAGUUGGCUCCUCAGACAGGAAGAAGGAGAUGAACUUCCUGUAAAUCAGUUUUCUCCCUAGGUUAAAAGAUUGCUCGUAUGAAGAAAAACAUCAGACCACCCCCCACCCCUGUCCCACACCUCAAGCCAAAUUUUCAAAUUGCGAUCCUCUUGGCCACACAGGGAGCUCAGCCACUUGCCUCUGUUGGGAGGUUACCAGGGGAGUCAGAUCUGCCAGUGAACCAGCCAAUCGCAACCACGCAGCAUAACCGCUGACCAACCGGGGGGCUGGGCUUGGAGCUUUGCAGCGGAGAAGCACCGGCAGAAUCAAGCAAGGAGCACACUAGAGGCGGAGAGAGAGCGCUAAAGCUGGUGGAGCACACUAAUCUCUCCACAGUGAUCAUGUGUCAGCGGAGCCUGAAGCAGCGGGGGCAGCACUGGAGCGGGGUGGGGAAAUGGUGAGAUGUUGCAGGGCUUUGCACAGACCGUCCUCUUGCUACAAUCUCCACAGAGUCAGGGUUGAUGCACGGCGCCUCCGGACGCUCGGCUCCUCCUCUUCCUCUUUCUCGCCGAGAACGGCAGGGGGGUCUGCAGGCGGCGUCAGCAACGCCAGCAGUGGAGGCCCUGGAGCCCCGGGGGCCGCCGUUCGGCUCAGCCACCAGAACCGCUUCAGGUUGCAGUUCCCACAGCUGGCCUUGCGGCGGCGCCUUGGCCAGCUGAACUGCAUGUCCCGGCCUACUGCCCGCCUGCGCUCAUGGCCGCUCUCCUUCCUCUACUACAUCUUGCCAUUUGGAGUGCUCAAGCCCCUCGCCAAGGUGGGCUGGCGGCCCACCAGCAGAGUUACCAUAUAUAAGUCCAUACCUACAAGGCUACUCUCCAGAGCUUGGGGUCGACUCAACCAAGUUGACCUUCCCACCUGGUUACGGAAGCCCAUUUAUAGCCUAUAUAUAUGGACAUUUGGGGUAAACAUGAAGGAGGCAGCUGUGGAGGACCUGCAGCAUUACAGGAACUUGGGCGAGUUCUUCAGACGCAAACUGAAACCGCAGGCCCGGCCUGUGUGUGACUCCCACUGCGUGAUUAGUCCAGCUGACGGGAAGAUCCUUCACUUUGGCCGGGUAAAGAACUGUGAGGUGGAGCAGGUAAAGGGCGUCACCUACUCCCUGGAGACCUUCCUUGGGCCGUUCACGUGGGCUGAGAAUUUAGCCAUCAACAGAAAUGAGGAUGACCCAAGCUCCUUCCAGGACCUGCUGGUCACAAAGGAGGGAAAUGCGCUGUUCCACUGCGUGGUGUAUCUGGCCCCUGGUGACUACCACUGCUUCCACUCUCCAGCUGAUUGGAGAGUCGCACAUAGACGCCACUUCCCUGGCUCUCUGAUGUCAGUGAACCCGGGUGUAGCACGAUGGAUUAAAGAACUCUUUUGUCAUAAUGAACGAGUGGUGUUGAGUGGGGAAUGGAUACAUGGUUUCUUUUCGCUAACGGCUGUUGGAGCUACCAAUGUUGGAUCCAUCCGCAUCUACUUCGAUAAGGAGCUGCAUACAAACAGCCCUCGCUACAAUAAAGGUUCGUAUAAUGACUUGAGCUAUGUGUCCAACAACAACCGAGAGGGUGUGUGCAUGCGCAAGGGCGAGCACCUGGGUGAGUUCAACUUGGGUUCCACUAUUGUGCUGCUGUUUGAAGCUCCACAGGACUUCACUUUCAGCCUCACAGCAGGUCAGAAGAUCCGCUUUGGAGAACCUCUCGGAACUAUGUAACGUGAGAAGAGUGGAUCUUGUCCAUGGACACACUAAUAUGUGUGCAAACUUAAGCAGGGUCUCAACGACUAACACACACGCACACCAAGGAACACACUCGCAUACAUGGAGAGUGGUUUCAUUUGUACUGACACAAACCACCGCUGUUGCAUUAUUAUGAUUGGAAUCCUCUUAUUUACUUCGGAGCAGUUUAUAACAGGUUUGCUUUUAUUGUAAGUCCUCUGUUAAAGACUAAAGUAAGACCAUCAACAUGUGACAAAAUGUCAAUGUUGUUUACCACAAAUUGCCAUUUUUUUUGCUCUAAAUUAUUUUUCUUUUUGUAGUUUUCUUUCCCCCCCCCCAUAUUGCCUUUUUUACCAGGAUGUGAUUUUUGGCGUAAACCAAGUAAACACUGACACUGACCAACACCUUUGCACACUGAGUUGCUUGCAGGCUUGAAUCACACCUGAAUACAAACACAGGCAUAAUGAAGGAAUGUAUAAAAUACCAUACCGUUCUUCACUUUUGCCACACUUUCUCUUCUCUUGCUCGCUCUUUCAUAUGGAACCUCUGUCUAGCUUUUGAUAUUAAACUAUUUUGAUAUUGAAUUAUGAUGGAGCUAGCCUGGACAGUGGAAUUACUGUUCUGGAAAGAUUUGAAAGAAUCACUGCCAUACUUUGCUUUGCAAGUUAGAUAUGCUGCCUUCAGGUUCUGGUUGUACUUCUAAUUGUCAGUCUUUUACUACCCUGCCAGAAUGGCACUAUAAUAUAAUGUGUUAAUAAUUGCACUGUAGUACAUUUCUCCACAUUCUAAACACAUUUCUAACACAAAUUAAUUUUCAUUAGGAUAAUGUUGGUUUAAUCGGUAGUGAAUUCAUGAAAAAAGCUGAACAAGAUGUGCUUACAGCAUGCAGAAAGUAACCCACGUUAUCUUUUUUGCUGAGUGCCAAGACAAGGUUUUUAUUUACAGUGUAGAGAAGCAGUUAUGCACAGUAUAAUGCUACUGUACUCUGGUGAAAUAGUACUAACUGAAGGUCUGAUUUUUGCUACUUAAAAGAUAAAACUUUCAUGAAAGGGUCAGGUUUUAGGUUGUGUACGAAGGACAUAGGGUCAGUUUCCAUAAUGGUGACUAAGAAGCUAGCUAAAGAUGGAAGGAGUUCCCAUACCUGCCCAAAAGGCACAGAUUUCAGACUUAUCCAAGCACAAAGGAGUUACUAGGUCUGGAUGUCACCUGCACCUGAGACAUUUUGUUUUUGUUAGUCUCUCCUCUAUUUCUUUAAUAUUCUCAGCAUUCAUCGACAUCAUACAAAUGAUUAUGAUGGUUACUAAAAACAACUAAGGAUUGUUUUCAAAUUCUGAAUACUUUUUGUUAACAUAUCCAGGGGCUUUGCUGUCCUGAAGGCUAUCUUGCCCCAUAUUAUUCUUCUCUCGAGUCUGCAGUAGUGCCAGUAAAUGCUACAUUUCUGUUGUUUUGUGUUUUGGUAUAAAUCUGAAACUUUGAUACCUAUGACUUCACUAUUGUUUUGGUGGGUUUGGGGUUCUAUUUUAGUGAUAAUCCAAUAGGAAGGAGUAUGGCUAUCCUCUUCUACUCUGAUCUAAUGGAAUUCCUCACUCCCUGCUUACUGGACCAUACAUAACAGAGAGAAGAAAAGAGUAUAACAGGUGGAGCCUUCACCAAAACAUCAAAACAGUGGAUAUUGCAAAAGCAGGCCUUCAGGUCUUCAGAGCUUCAUUUUUUUUAUGUAAUAUGUCAAUUGUAAGGUUGAAUCAUUUAACAUGGCAUUUUAACUACAGUAUAGUUGCAAAUGCAAGCUACAUCAUUAAUAAAUUUUGGAACAUUCUUUAAAAGAAGGUGUGGUGUCAACAUUUCUCUCUUGGAGCAGUCAUUAGAAAAAUCAAAAAGCUUUUCCCUUUACUACAAAAUAUACUAUAAUUCCUUCAACCUUUAAAACAAUAGCUUAAACUGGAAUGAAUUUUCAGUAGUAAAAACUUUGAUGUAAAUAACUUAAUUAGGGUAUACAUGUGUAAGUUUGCUAGCCAACAAGAUCAACCCUACAGCAUGCCUUUCAGAAUAGUUUUGUAUUUAGUGAGGGAAUAAAUUCAGCAGUCAUUCAUGAUUGCAAGAAAGCGCUACAUGAGUUCAUUGUAAAAACAAAGGGUAGUAUCUACAUAAAUACAGUUGAACUUAGGUUGUAGUGUUCUUAGGCCCUUUUUGAGCUGGAUUGGUUUUACCAGAGGAUGUCCGGUAAUGUAAGAAGUGCACAAUUUGCCUGGUCGAUUCAUACAGGAUAAAGGAUCUCUGUAAUUUCCCCCAAAUAGCUCGGAACAUCAUUGCACAGAUGUUUACCUUAAUUGAAGGUAGAAUGGGAAAAUUCGGACAAAAAGCUGGCGGAUAGGAAGCCCACUUCAGCUUUGUACGUUUUCUAUUAUCCAGUUUUGUUAUUACAUUAUCAAGAUGUCAAUUCAAGCAGGGCUGUUACUGAGGAGCUCUGAGAUUGGCUUAUUAUAGGAGGUAAUUCACUCUGGCAUUAUUACUUAGCAGACUUGUAAAAACUACAAGCAUGGCAGAUUCAUACUGGAUUCAAAUCAUGGAGCUUGUUGGUAAUGACUCAAAUUAGAGCAGGUCCCUAGGUAAAACUAAUCCCACUCAAAUACGGCUUUAGUCUCAAAGCAUCUGAGGUGCUGGUCCAGAGUAAAACAUGUCUCUUUUCUAGUCUUAACAACCAGGCUAGCAUUUAUACACACCAGUCAUCAUUUUCCCAGGAAAUGCAGAAAAUGCCGCACCCUUUUUCUUUCACUUCAAGAUCCUCAGUCCCAAACCGGUUCAGCUGCUGAUGUCAUUGUUACUGCCAACCUGCCGUCUUUCAGGUCAAACGCCACAUAUCACAGGGACUGAGUCAGCAAUGUUGUAGAGCUGCUUAUUGCAGAAACUUUUAUCUGACAUAACUAGACCCAUGUGAUCCAAGCACUGGUACUACCAAGCAUGGUCAGGGUAUGAAUGGCAAAAAAUGGUCAGCAUUCUUACUCUGAGACACUUCUAUAUAUGCAGGUUUUUGAAAGGUUCUUUCAAAAUGAAGUUGCGGGUGCAAAAAAAUGCGUACUGCCUUUCGUACUCAAGAUAUUAAAACAUGUUAAUCGAUUUUGUGUAUCUAGAAUGAUAAUCUAGUCUAGGAUGUUUUUUUUUGUUGUUGUUUGUUUUUCUCAAUUGCAGUGCCGUUCAGGUCCGUGAGUAGACGUUUUGUUAAAAUAUUUUUACUACUACUUUACUACUAGCAUAUUUUUAAUGUAUCUACUUCCCAUGAAUAAGAUGUCACCACAUAUUUGACAGCUUUUUGCCUUUCAGAAAGAAAGAAUGUGCUCUUGUUCUGUCUCCCCAGCCUGCUCUGUGCAAGGCAGAUUUGUAGGGUGUGGUCAGCCUGAAACUUAUAACCUCACCCUGUACAAAAGACUACAAUGAUCCGGAGACCUAAAAGAUGAACAACAGUGGCCUUAACCAAAUGCCAUCUCACAUACCUAACAAACCAGAACUAGGAAGGUGUUUGAAUUUAAAUACUGCCUUGAGUCAAGCAUGUUGAAACUGUGCAAGAAAGCAGGAUGACUGCAUGGCACCAAAACAAACAAAAGCAAUCAUGGUUUCUAGACAUCACAGAUGCCAAACUUUGUCGUCACUUACACAAUACCAGAGUACACUGUACCAGGCGCAAAGCAGUUGGACAAUAGCGAUCAAGUACUUCAGUGCAAAGGCUAUCUUUCUCAAAUAUGUAGUACAGUAGAAACACUGUUUGCAAAGCUAAUCCAUUUGUAAUUAUUUUAUGCAGUGACUUCAAUAAGGGCAAAGGAGCAUGCAGUGUGUUGAAGUUAGUCUGUGCUGGACAAGUGUCCAAAGGUUACCACUAAUAAGGUGUCCAGUUUAAAAAAUGGGGUUCCUGGAAAACCUUCUUGGCUGUCAAAUGUUCAGCUAGUAGAACCACUGGAUGGAGUCGCUCUAGAAGACUUAGCCCAUUCUGUUUCUUUCUCUCUGCGAUUGUAAAUCCAGGGUCUUCAUGGGGCAGGCUGGCUCUCACAUCUUCCUCCGGCAGCGACAGCAGCAGGAAUAGCAGCGGCCCACUUGCUCUUCAUCCUCCUUCACAGUAUAGGUGCCCUGGCUGUUAUAUGGAGGUGGACGCUGAUUGUCAUCUCUCACCUCUCCAUAGACAGACACACCAGCUGAAGUCUCCUCUCCUUGGGGUUUGAAGUUCCCAUAAGGGUUUUGAGCAGAGCUACCAUUGUAGGAGCUUUCCAGGGUCAUAGGGUUGAUGAUGACCAUGCUGGAGUCUCCAUAUUCACGCAGCUUAGCACGGGGAAUGGUGACAUUGCCAUAAGGGUUGUCCAAAGAAAGAUUCAUGAUGUCAAGGUUUGUCAGUCCAAAGCUAACUAAGGGUAACCUUCUAUGGCCUAGGACAGUAGAAGAUUAGGCAUGAAGCUUUACUAUCAACAGUGAGACUGACACGAUGUUCCUGAUUGGCUUGAUACCUAUGGAAAUACAGUAGAGCUUACCAAAGAUGAUUGUUUAGGAAUGUACUGUAAUGCAAAUAUCAGGUUUUUACACAACAAAAUGUAAUUCUUUCUAUCAUUAAAGCACAAGGAAAUUCUUUAUGUAGGAGUAGCAGGAAUGGGAGGAUCAUGUGCAUUAUGACUGUAACAAGCUCAUCUACACUAUUAAAAAUAAAGGUGCCAAAAUAA